Molecule: messenger RNA, 881 nt
Organism: Benincasa hispida (wax gourd)
Lineage: Eukaryota; Viridiplantae; Streptophyta; Magnoliopsida; Cucurbitales; Cucurbitaceae
Product: OVARIAN TUMOR DOMAIN-containing deubiquitinating enzyme 4-like
Biological process (GO): protein deubiquitination; endoplasmic reticulum unfolded protein response; ERAD pathway
Cellular component (GO): nucleus; cytosol
Molecular function (GO): cysteine-type deubiquitinase activity
Source: RefSeq, a predicted model, not a curated record
CCAAUUUUUUUUUCUUGUCGAGUUUUGAAUUUUUUUACAUAUCAGAGGGAGUAGGCACUGUAUUCAAGCGUGUUUUCGUAUGGUGUUGUCUUUACUUGCUACCCUAGAUUUUGGUGAUGCGAACGCUGGAAAGUUCGAAUGGUCAAUUUCAAAUAAUCCGAAUUCCUGGUGAUGGAAGAUGUUUGUUUCGAUCAGUGGUUCAUGGUGCUUGUCUCAGAUCGGGGAAGCGGGCUCCAAGCGAGGUGCUUCAGAAAGAGCUUGCAGACGAGCUCAGAGAAAACGUUACAAAUGAGUUGAUGAAGAGGCGUUUGGACACUCAACAGUUUAUUGAAGGUGACUUCAGUCAGUAUGCUAGACGCAUGCGCCAACCACAUGCAUGGGGAGGAGAACCUGAGUUACUAAUGUCUUCACAUGUCCUACAGAUGCCAAUCUCAGUCUACAUGAGGGACAAGAACUCGGGAAAUCUUAAGCUCAUAGCUGAGUAUGGGCAGGAGUACGGCAAAGAAAAUCCUAUCCGCGUCCUUUUUCACAGCUACGGACAUUACGAUUCAUUGAAGGCUCCAUGCUAUUAAAGAAAGUCUCAUGUCAGCGCAUUCUUGUCUGGAUGUAGGUUGGUUGAAAACGAAGCGACGAUAGAUCUGUUGACCUCAUUGACGGAGAAGAAAGAGGGAGUGGAAGAAAAUUAGAGAGGGAAAAUGUUUGAUGAUGCUAGGAAAGUUUUAUAGAAUAUUUUAUUUUGAGAAUUCAAGUUCAAUUUCAUGAGUUCCAAACUCGAGUCACAACUUUGGAGUAAGAUAUUUGAAUCUAUGAUUUUUUUAUGUAAUAAUAUUAAUUUUGACCUUAAACUCGACGAGCAAUAUCAAGUUUAACUUUUAUUUUUA